Molecule: messenger RNA, 10272 nt
Organism: Chrysemys picta bellii (western painted turtle)
Lineage: Eukaryota; Metazoa; Chordata; Testudines; Emydidae
Product: zinc finger protein 850-like
Biological process (GO): regulation of transcription by RNA polymerase II
Molecular function (GO): RNA polymerase II cis-regulatory region sequence-specific DNA binding; DNA-binding transcription factor activity, RNA polymerase II-specific
Source: RefSeq, a predicted model, not a curated record
GAUGGUUUACUUGGUCCUGCCUUAGCCCAGGAGACUGGACUAGAUGACGCUUUGAGGCCCCUCCCUGCCCUACAUUUCUAUAAUUCUAUGAAAUGCAAGUGAGAAAUUAAAAGAUCUUAUGUUAUGCUUAGGUAGUUUUAUUUUUGGCAUGUAUAACCUUGCAAUUCCAAUUGUGAAUGCAAAGUCAGACUAACCUCCAUACAAUUGGAGUAUUAAUUACAUUCAACAAGGAAUUUUGGGGUUAUUUAUUGGAACUAUCCCUUUAUGUUUUGCUUCUGUAAAGUUUAGUUUAAGGUAAACAUCUUCCAGGCAAAAGAAACAGUGAAAAAGCAAGAGCACCAGCUACACUUCUGGGUGUGCGGCCAAAAGUUGGUUGUACUCUAAAAGAGGCACUAAGGCCUGGUCUCUACUUAAAACUUAUGCCGGCGUCGGUCUGUCAGUCAGGGCUGAAAAACCACACACCCUCAGUAACGUGGCUAUGCUGACAAAACCCCCAGUGUGAACACAGCUAUGCUGAAAGAAAAAUGCUGCUAGCAGCAUAGCUAAUGCUGUUCGGGGAGGUGUUCAGUUGCCAUCAGAAACACUUCUGUCAGUGUACAUUGCCUCUGCACUAGGGGGCUAUGCUGGGCUCGUAGACAUAUUGUAACUUUCCUGACCGUCCCUAGGAGGCUGUGGAAGUGAGAGUGACAGACCGCCUUGCUUUUAAACUAGUCAGUGUAAUCUAAAUUUCUCCCUAGCUGAAACGGGAAAUUAAAGAUUGCUGCCCACUGGCCAAUGUCUUUAAACAAAUGCACCAAGGGAAUUUGUAAAGAUUUAGUCCAUACCUUGGUUAUACUAGCAUGGUUUGGAAAUUACUACCCAUUAAGUAAGAGAUGGCUUAGGAAACAGGCACCCUUGUCCAAAUGAUCAAUGUGAAAUGUAAAAUAAAGUGUGUCCUCAGUUUUGAGGGUCAAAACUUUUUUCGAUCUAAAUGUGACAAAUACAUCUUGAACCAUGAAGCUGGACACAGGUAAAUCAUAUAUACUGUCUCUCUCAUUUAACAAGAAACAGAGAACAGAUGGUUUUCUGGGUAUUUUCAUGUUACUUCAGAGUUCAGCAUCUUCCUAUGACAAGGCUUUGUCUGACACAGAGGCCGAAGGUAACCUAACAGUUCUGAUAUGAUGAUGAGUGGAGCUCCUUAUGGGAAAAGCACUCAAUUAAAUCAAACUAGAGCUAAUCUCUCACUACCAAAAAGACAAGUACACUGGAAAAUGUAGAGCACGGGUAUAAAGCUUUGUUUGGGUCUAAAAGGGGUCUUGAAAGAGGAACAGUUAAAUCUGGAUCUGGUCGAGGUUCAAACAAAAAGAUUUUCAUUAAAUAAAAUUCUGUUAACUCAGACUCAUGAGAAAAUUGGAUACCCCUUUGAGUGAUGCCCCUCAAAUGUAGAGGGAUUAUUUUACAAGGGAAGCUCUUUGUGGAAUCGAAUGUCACUUUUCUCUCUCUUUGUACAGCACCCAAUACAAUGGAAUCCUGGCCCAUGACUAGGACUCCUGGGCUCUAGGGUAAUACCAAUAAAUAAUAAUAAUGUUAAUUAAAAAGCAUAAAAAGAGCCACCUACCUGCAGGAGUGCAAUUGUGAUCUGAUAUUCCUAGGUGCCAGGACCAGUCAAAUAAAAGGUAGAAUUGAGGUAACAUCACCUGAGUUCAGAAAGGGUUCACUAGGAAGAAAAAAGCAGCACGGGAAGGAAGAAGGUUUGGUUUAGGCAGAAGGCUACAAGGAAGAAAUACAAAAUUGAGGGAUCUCUUCUAGUCAUCAAAGGGCAGAACCCAACUGAUAUUGGUGAAAACUGGAAGAUGGAAAUGUGGGGGGACACAGAGCCCCUUUCUUGUGUGUGGCAGGCCCAUUGGCUUUCAAUAACUCUGUUUAAUAGAGAAUCUGAGAGCCACUUGUCACUGCCCCUCAGAUGCUACCUUUGUCCCUCACACAGAGCUAACAACAUCUAUGUUUCCCAGGUCUCAGUUUGUGUGAUCAGAAGAGAAGGGAUUUCUGGGACGAUGGAGCCCCUGUCCAGCUCAAGGUCUCAGAGGUUCCACCGCCCAGGACCACAACUGAGCUGUGACCUCAGAGAGAAGCUGCAGUAUUCACAGCAACUAGAUCUUCCUGCGCCCUAUUUGUUUGUUCCUUAUGAUAAGGGGAAUGAAGGAGACCAGGAUAUGGUGGCCUCGCUCCAUAGGUUCGGCUGUAUGAUGCCAGUGAUGUUUGAGGAGGUGGCCGUGUACUUCUCUGAAGAUGAAUGGGCUCUUUUAGAUGAAAAGCAGAAGGAACUGUACAGAGAUGUCAUGCAGGAGAAUUAUGAGACUCUCCUCUUGUUGGAAUUUCUGAUUGCUAAACCAGAUGUGCUAUCCCAGAUGGAGCGAGGGGAAGAGAUGUGGCUCCCAGAUCUCCAGGGCUCUGCGGAAAGGGAAAUCCCAAGAGGCACUAAGACAAGUACCAGGGCAGCAAGUGAAAACAAGGAGGAGAGUCCCCAGCAGGAAGGGGCUGUGGGAGUGAAGAUGCACAGGAUGUUCUCAGGAAGACCGCAGGGCCCUGAUGGGGCUGAUGUCAGCAAGUGUCAGGACAGAAUGGGGCGGCAGAGAGGAGACUCUCCAGGCAGGAGUAAAUCUACUCACAGCAAAAGAGGCUUGAGGAAAUCCACAGACACCAGCGCCCACCCGGUAACCCAUAUUGGGUUGACACCAAAUACCAUCAAUGAACUGGGGGAAAGAGUCAGUAACAGCUCUCUUCUUAUUCAACAUUAUCAGCAAACUAGUGCAGAAAAGAGUGCCGUCAGGUGUAGUGAGUGUGACAAAAGCUUCACUCAACAAGAAUACCUUCAGAUACAUCUGAAAAUUCACAGAAGGGAGAGACCCUAUAAAUGUAACAAAUGCAAGAAAAGAUUCAGACACAAGACAAGCCUUGUUCUUCACCGUUACACAGUCCACAAGUCAGAGAGACCCCAUAAAUGUCCAGACUGCGGCCAGCUCUUUAUUCUGAGAGAGAGAUUUAUUCAGCAUCAGAGAAUCCACAACAAAGAGGCAUCUAGAGGAUUCAACGAUGGGAUUGUGAGUGAGAACAGGGACAAGAAUCCCCAGAAGAAAGGGUCUGCGAGAGCAAAGCCAGACAUGAUGUUGUCGGGGAAACCCCAGUGCCCUGAGUGGGGAGAUGCCAGUGAGAGUAGGGGCAAGGUGAGACAGCAGCACAGAGACCCUCCAGACUCGAGACAAAGUAAAUCCACUUGCAGCAAAACAGGCUUAAGGAAAUCCAAAGACACCAGCACACAGCAUACAGACUGCAUGGGGAAGAGACCAAAUACAGACACUGAACUUGGGGAAAUUUUCAAUGACUGCUCUCUCCUGAUUAAGCAUCAUCAAACUGGUGCAGAAAAGAGUGCUUACAAGUGUAGUGAGUGUAGGAAAAGCUUCACCCAAGAAAAAUACCUUCAGAUACAUCUGAGAACUCACAAAGGAGAGAGACCUUAUAAAUGUAAAGAAUGCGGGAAAAGCUUCAGUCGGAGUUCAGUGCUCAAAGAUCACACCAUGAGUCACAGAAUGGAACAACCUUAUAAAUGUACUGAGUGUGGGAAAAGAUUCAGAGCGAAGACAAUCCUUGUAUAUCAUCGUUACAUAGUCCACAGGGUGGAGAGACCCUAUAAGUGUCCAUACUGUGGCCAGCAAUUUGUCCUAAGAGAGAGACUUGUUCAACAUCAGAGAAUCCACAAAGAAGAGGAACCUAGAGGAUUUAAUGAUGGGAUCAUGAGUGAAGAUGAAGCUAAGAAUCUCCAGCGGGAAGGGCUUGCAGGAGCAGAACCACAGAGGACAUCAUCGGGGAGACCCCGGGGUCCUGAGCAGGUAGGAGGCUGUGGAAGUCAGGGCAUGGCACGAAGGCAGCAGAGACGCCCUGCAGGCAAAAGAGGCAGUAUAUCUAAUCAACGCGAGAGAGAUUCCAAGAAAUUGAAAAGCACCAUCGCCCACCAGGGCACCAACACCGGAGCACAAACAAGCACAAAUGGUGACAAUGAGAAAAGCUUCAGUAGCAACUCAGCUCUUUCUGUGCAUCAGAAAACCCACCUGGAAGAGAAACGUUACAGCUGUGCUGAAUGUGGGAAAAGCUACCACCAGCAUGCUCACCUUCGAAGGCAUCAGAAAAACCAUACCGGAGAGAGACCCUAUGUAUGUGCAGACUGUGGAAAGAGCUUUGUGUACAGGUCAAUACUCAGUAGACAUGAAAGGACCCACAAAGAGGAGAAAAACUAUAGCUGUACUGACUGUGGGAAAAACUUCAGCGAGUACUCAUACCUUACUAUGCAUCAGAGAAUCCACAGGGAAGAGAGACCCUAUCAGUGUCCCGACUGCGACAAAAGCUUCAGGCUGCGAGGACACUUUACCAGUCACUGUAGAACCCACACAGGGGCUAAACCUUACAAAUGCACCGAAUGCGGGCAAGGCUUUGGGCGGAAAUCAACCCUGACUAAACACAUGAGGAUCCACACCGGAGAGCGGCCCUAUAAAUGUGCGCAGUGUGAUAAAAGCUUUCGUCAGAAGUUCGCCCUUUCCCAGCAUCAGUUAAUACACCAGGGAGAGAGGCCUCACAAAUGUACUGAAUGUGGGAAAAUCUUUCUUCAGAAGUCCCACCUUACCGCGCAUCAGUCUGUGCAUCGGGGAGAUAGACCUCACAAAUGUACUGACUGUGGGAAAAGCUUCAAUGACCGAUCAAAUCUCCUUAAACACUUGGCAAAUGUCCACUUAAAAAAGAAACCCCAUCCAGCAAAUGUAACUUCAGAUUAAAUAGAUCUACAAUUGUAAUGAUAGAAAAUAAUGGGCUGGUACUUUUUUGAUUCUGGUGAGACAUUUCUCCACUCAUACUUAUUCUAAAAUACAAGGUUUAAGGAGGAUGGGUUGGUAGUAUCACCUUAUUUAUGAUCAUGGGAAUGAGAUGUCGGAGGGGGACAAAGCUGAUGAAGAGAGGAACUGAUCUGUCAAUGGGUUUUGGGGAUGGUUAGUGGGAAUUUCAAGGGAGUGGAGUUGAAUUUUGGAAGCUGAGCAGCGGCGUGCCAUCUAUGGAUGCAAUGCAUGGAUUGCAUUCUCAUGUUAGCCCUGAAUAUGACUUCCUGACUGGCUGUGCCAGUGGGACGAUUCCAUCCAGCCCCUGAACACACUACAGAACAAAAUGGCAUCCUCCGCACAUUGCGAAGACACGGGUAUUUAACAUGGCACUCUACAAAUGGAUUAAAACCUGGCGAACUGAGAUGUCUCCAUCUGUAACUGUAAACAGGGAAUCCUCAUUGAGCAGGUGUGUUUCUAGUGGGGUCCUGCAGAGAUCCAUUCUUGAUCUGCUGCUAUGUAACAUUUUUAUCAGUGACCCGGAAAAAAAACAGAAAAUGAUCACUGAUAAAAUUUGCAGAUGACACAAAAAUUGGGGGAGUGGUAAAUAAUGAGGAGGACAGGUCACGGAUUCAGAGUGAACUGGAUCACUUUGCAAGCUGGGCAAAAGAAAACAAUACGCAUUUUAAUGUGGCUAAAGGUAAAUAUAUACAUGUAUGAAUAUAGGCUAUACUUAAAGGAUGGGGGAUUCUAUCCUGGGAACGUGGGACUCUGAAAAAAAAACGUGGGGUGUGGUGGAUAAUCAGCUGAAUAUGAGCUCCCAGUGCAAUGCUGUCUCCAAAAAAGCUCAUGCAAUCCUGAGAUGCAUAAACAGGAAUCUCGAGUAGGAGUAGAAAGGUUAUUUUAUCUCUGUAUUUGGUACUGAGGCAACUGUAUUUUUGUUAAACAUUUCUCAGGGUUUAUCUACUCUGGAAGUUGUACUGGUAUAAUUUUGCAAGUACGGUUAUAAUGGCAUAACUUCCUGUGAAUAAGUUUGUCAACCUGGAGAGUUACAGAGGCAUAAUUACACUGGUAUAUUUUAUGCCAGUUAAAUUCCACGUGUAGGCAAGCUCUUAGCGAGAGCAGUUUUCAAGGUAACAGGUGAACAGGAGUAAGUCAGCCUUACCCCACCCUCACAACAGCUUUCUACCAUGCACUAACUGGCUAUGGCAUUAUUGGCUAAAGAUACAGCUCACUUUCAAAGGCAUAUGGUUAAUAAUGGGAUGCCAACAAGUGCAUCUUCACCUGGAUCUUCCAUCCCUAGCAGUUCAGUCUAUUCCAAGUGGGUAGGCACACCGUGAUUUUUCUCCUGUAAGGCAAGUACCCCAACUGGGCCAGUGUAACUGGUAAUGCAAGUGCUACUCCCUCCCUGAGCUGUGCAUCCCAUAGUCCAUUGAAGGUGUCUGGAAAAAGUACUCAUAAUCCUUGGUGCAGGGACCUGCUACUUAUCCUGUAUGGAAUAGCUGCCUGAAAGGUUUCACAAUUUACUCCUAAAACACACAGUUGGGCAGAGUGCUGGGUAUGACCUGGAAAACAGAAAAUGCCCUGUUAAACUUACAACCAGUUAAGCCUGAGUGUGAUUGGUUAGCUUAUGAGACAAAGUCCCCUAAGGCUUUGCAGGUAUGCAAAAUGUAUAAAGGAUAUGUGUGACCGAUUGCUAUGCUUGCUGGUGAAAUAAGGAAUGGAGAGGUACUGAGACUGAUCUGUUUGCAGAUGUUUUAACCAUUAAUUGCAAGUCCUAAAUGUUUUGCUGGGUAAGGGAGAUGAGUGGUAUGAACAAACCAAGGAAGUAACUAGGUUGAAAACAACUGGAGUAUAUGUGACGGUAUAAACAAAUUGGAACAGACACAGGUAUUGACACUUAGAUAGGUCAGAAAAGAUUUUACGGCUUGCCUUGGGACAAGAGUCCCAUGAUGCUUUGCAGUUAACAUAAAGCUAUCUAGCAAGGAAUGGAAUUUUACAAUGCAGUAACUGAUGACAUAUUUUAUAUAAGAUAUAUUUUUGCAAUGUACUAACCGCAACAUAUUUGCAAGAUAUGUAAUGAAUAAAAAUGUCCAAAAAAGGCCAUAAACCAUGAUUAACUACUUGGUGUUGAAACACUUGGAAAAUUACAAGGAAGAGGGAACUGAGGAAAGAGCCUUAAGGGCAGGUUUACACAACGGGGCUAAGUCGACCUAAGUUAUGCAGGUGACGUACCUUCGGUGAACUUAUUGUGUCUACACCGCACUCUGUUAACGGAAGAAACUCUCCCAUCGACUUAUCUUAUACUUCUUGUUCCACUGAAGUACCAGAGUCGACGAGAGAGCAAUCGGGGGUUAAUUUAGCGGGUCUUCACUAGACCCGCUAAAUUGACCCCCGGAGGAUCGAUCGUGCACGUUGAUCCCCCGGUAAGUGGAGACAAGCUCUAAGAUAUGGGAAAGUAUGCACUAGGAGGAGGCAAUAAAUAAGGGUUGGAAUGUUGAACUAAGAGGAGUUACCAGGGUAUAACUACAACAAGAAAUCAUAAGAAAGUAAGACCAUUGGCAGACAGGAUCCAGACUGUCUGAAACUACAGAGAAGGCCUUCUACAGUUGUGAGUAAUUGUAUGUGCUGUCUUGACUGUUUAAUAAAUUCAUUCAAAGCUGACUUGUUAACCAAAUCUAAAUUUAAGAGAAGGCUAUUCAUUAAAUAUAUAAUCACAAUUAAAAUUCCUAUCCAUUAUUAGUCAUUUAUUAAUUAUUGGUUGAUUAUCAACACAAGAAAUAUGUAAACUACAGUCACUGAAAGACUGUUCUCUACACUGGUAAUGUCUGACCUUUCUGUAUUAUGCUGUUUUAUUGCUAAUCAAUAAAGUGAUUGAGCCGAGGUAUCUGAGGUCUCAUUAACUGAUGACAAACUUAACCAGCAACCAUCUCAAACCACUUACAAGAUCACAUUUCUACCUGUAAUGGGAAUGGGGCCUAAUAGUGACUGGAUUUCAUAAGGAUGGAGGACAGUGUCCCAGAAGUGUGAGGCAUUAAGGGGAAGUGACUACAGAUCAAAGAAGAUCUUUUCAUUUCUCAAUAGACUGAUUUAACAAAAGUAGCACUACUUUACACUGUUAACUCUGUGUGCUAUUAAUUAAACAUGAAUGCCCCAGUGAGGGUGGGUGUGCCUAUUAUGAAACAGUGAGUUUGUGUAUUUCUUUGGUUGUGCUGGGGACUGUUGUGACACGGUAGUUCACAACCAAAACACCCCCAUGGCUCCUAGUACUAAGGAACACAUUGCUUUUUCUCUGGAAGGUUGUGGGGGUAAAUCCCUUGUUUCUGAAGAAUUUCUAAGGGGAUCCAUUUUUGCUCAGCUGCCUGCUUCCUCCCUCUCACUGGGAAGAGCUGGGAUCUGAGCCCCGCUUCUUUUACCCGUCUGCAAAAUCAAUUCUUUCUUCUUUCAUCAACUGCCAGGGCGUUGUUCAGUCUCAAUAGCCACAUCAGAGCAGACCAGUCGUUCAGCUAGUCCUGUGUCUGACAGUGGCCAGCACUACACACUUGGUUGGAAUGUGCAGGAAACCCCGUAGUGGACAAUUAUGGGGAAAUCUGUCCCUAGCAAAAGUUUCUGCCUAAUCCUGUCAACCAGUUGUUGGUUUGUGCCCUGAAACAGAUUCCUCAUCUAUACAUUAUAUAUUAGUUCAGCUAUUGUAACUCUGGAGGUUCUCAUUAUCUCUGUUUCUAUCUGAUGCUUUUUCAGAAUUCCAUGAGUUCCAAGUCUCAGUGCGAUCUAGUGGAAAUGAUUUCCAUACGUUUAUAUAUCUAUAUUUGAGAUAAUCUGAUCUCCUGUAUAUCACAGGCUAUUACAUUUCACCCAGCUACCCAAUAACCUCUGUUUGCCUAAAGAACACCUAAAACGGCAUCCAGCCUUGAUCUGAAGACCUCAAGAGAAAGAGAAUCCACCACUUACCUCGGAAGUUUGUUCCAGUGGUUAAUCACCCUCACCUUUAAAACUUGGGAAUUUAUUCCUAAUUCAAAUUUGUUUUGCUUCAUUUUGCAGUCAUUGGCAGUGGCUCUUCCUCCAUUCCAUUAAACAGCCCUUUAGGACCCAGCAUUUUCUCCCCUUAAAGACAUUUAAAUUGUAAUCAAAUCAUCUGACCUCUGAAUCUUUUUGAGAAGCUGAACCCAUUGAGCUCUCUAAGUGUCUCACUGUGAGGUAUUUUGUCAAGCCCUGUGAUCAUUUUGUGGCUCCUCUCUGUACCCUCUCUCCAGUGUUUCAAUAUGAUUUGUAAAAUGUGACUACAAGAACUGUACACAGUAUUAUAGUAUCAGUCUUACCAAUAAAAAGCAACAGAGGGUCCUGUGGCACCUUUGAGACUAACAGAAGUAUUAGGAGCAUAAGCUUUCGUGGGUAAGAACCUCACUUCUUAACACGGCUACCCCUCUGAUACUUAGUCUCACCAAUGUGAUACACAGGAGUAAAAUCACUCUCGCCCUACUUAUUACUCCUCUGAUUACACAUCCAAACAUCACAUUAGCCCUUUUCGCCACAGGAUCACAGGGGGAGCUCAUGUUCAGAUGUCUGUCAACUGUGACCCCUAAAUCCUUUUCCGAGUCACUGCUUUCUAGGAUACAGUGGCCCAUUCUGCAGCCAAGGCCAGCAUUCUUAGUUCUUAGGUGGAUGACCUUGUGUUAGACCCGCAAUAGAGGUCUCCCUACGGGAUGGGGAGCAAGUAGAUACCGGACACAGUGUUGGUAUAUAAUACUCUAAAUGCUCUUUAUUGAUUACAAAACAAACUUUUCUCACUCUACAUUCAUACCCCAAACAUACUAUACCAGAGUCCAAAGGUCAGAAUAGUCCCAAUGGUCAGUUGAGGUUCUUUCCAUCAGGAGAAGAUCAUAAGAUGCUGGGAGCCGGCAAAAACCACAUCCAUAUCCACCCGGGGCUCUGGAUCAAUAAACGAUUCCGAUUUACAGAAAGCAUAGGCAACCAUUUAUAGUGCAUUCUGUUGCAUCGGUUCUUUGCCUUUGUUUACUAGGCCUUCUACCCACACAAUUCCAAAGAGACAAUCCUGGGCUGGCCACCAUGAUCCAAGGCGUGUCAUUUCCUCCAAUUCUUAUACAAUUUUAUAUCAGUCCAGCUGGUUUUGUUUCCUUUUCUGAUGAUUUUCUGUAUUUUUCUCAGAACAUAAGAUUGUUUUUUUCACAAAUAGUUCUAAUAGUCCUUGACCUUAAGUUCUUGCUUCAGUUGCCAACUUUCAACGCACGUAUUCAUGUCAAGCACGCGUCAUUCAUACCAGGCCUCAAUGACCUAUAACAUAUUACAUGGUAUAUGAAUCACAAUGUGUGUGUGUGUGUACAUAUAUAUAUCCCAACACUUGUAUUUGGCUGUAUUGUUUGUUUGGUUUUCCUUGAAUGGUUAUUACCUGGCAAUAAAUAACUUUUAUGGUUAA